Messenger RNA from Carcharodon carcharias (great white shark), 3947 nucleotides. It is a transcript of the gene rfc1, whose product is annotated as replication factor C (activator 1) 1. The transcript has 25 exons. Gene Ontology annotation, cellular component: nucleus; DNA replication factor C complex. Gene Ontology annotation, biological process: DNA replication; DNA repair. Gene Ontology annotation, molecular function: DNA clamp unloader activity; ATP binding; DNA clamp loader activity. The coding region runs from base 102 to 3632 and encodes 1176 amino acids. The record is from RefSeq and is a predicted model, not a curated record. NCBI's taxonomy places the organism in Eukaryota, Metazoa, Chordata, Chondrichthyes, Lamniformes, Lamnidae.
GCCUGACCUCAUCCCCGUGCGCCGCACGCCUGCGCGUUGAAAUUUGUUGGCGCCAAAUGUAGUGGCGGAAAAGACGGAGAAGGAACGAUAGAGACCGAGACAUGGACAUCAGAAGAUUCUUUGGUGGGCUCCCUACUGGGAAAAAACCUGGGAGUGAGGCUUUGGAAAAGAACCAAACUAAAAAUGUUGGCAAGGGAACUUCGAACGCGAAGAAGAAAACUGAUGUUAAGGAAAAAGGUUCACCCAAUUCAAUAUCAGGAAAGCAAAAGCCAAUGCACAGGAAAAAGAACAUUAUUUAUGAUUCAGAUUCUGAAUCAGAAGCGUCUCCUCCAGAUAAGAAAUCCAAAAAGAGUUCCUCCUCCAAACCUAUAAAACCUUCCAAACCAGAGAAUGUUACUGUGGUUUCUGAAACUGAUGAAGAGGAUGAUUUUGUGCGUAGUAGGAAGAUGACCCAGAAACCCAGAGAAAAUGGAAGCCACCCUGGAACGUCGGGCUCUGGAAGGUCCUCAGAUACUAAAUCACAGGUCAAAUUGUCGCAACCUAAACCAGCGAGUCCAGUGAAAUUCACCUGCACUUCAGUGCGUGAUUACUUUGGCACAAGCAAUGUGCAGAGAUCAAAUAAAAAACUGGUGGCUAGCAAAAGGAAAGCACCUUCAGGCAGCACCGAUUCCACAAUAGAUGAUGAGGAACUAGCUCGUCAGCUGCAGCUUGAAGAGGAUGCCGAGCUUGAGAAACAGCUUCACGAGGAUGAGAAAUUUGCGAAAACAUUGGCCAUGUUGGAUGAGCUGCCAAAAAACAAAAAGGCACGCACUGAUUCUGAAGGCCAGGAACUGUCUUUAUCAUUGGUUGUAAAGGCUGAACCCCGAAAAACAGAUGAACAGGCAACAGAACAUUCUGUCAAGAUGUUGAGUGAAACUGACAGCGAUGUGAAAAAUUGCUGCACUGAAAAGCUGGUAGGCAGCAAAACACAAAGUAUGAGGACUUUUUCUCAACAUUCAUCUGAAUCUUCCAGUACUAAAGUGGAAAAGUCAUUUAGUAAAACAUCUCCAGUCAAAACAAGUACAAAACUGGCCAUCAUGAAACGUAAGGAAGAAUUGACACGAGUGAUAGAGAACAGUCCAACAAGACCAGCCCACGAGAAGAGAAUUUCACCAAGGAAAGAAGAGAAAACUGGAUCUUCGAAGAAAGGAGAAACAAAGAGUUCUCCAAAGAAAGAAGAGAGCACUGUCUCUCCAAACAAAGAGAUGUCUCCAAACAAAGGGGAGAAAAUAUCCCCAGAUAAACCUGAGUCCAAGAAUCCAGAGAGCGCUGAAAAGAAGCGUCAGAAUUACCUGGCCUAUCGUAGCUUCCUGAAUCGUGAUGGACCUCGAGCUCUGGGGUCUAAAGAAAUCCCUCGGGGAGCUGAAAACUGCUUGGAAGGACUUUCGUUCGUUAUUACAGGAGUCCUGGAGUCAAUGGAACGUGAUGAUGCCAAAUCUUUAAUUGAACGCCACGGAGGGAAGCUGACAGGAAAUGUUAGCAAAAAAACAAAUUACCUGGUGACUGGCCGAGAAGGUGGACGAGCAAAACUGGACAAAGCAGAGAGUCUUGGAACAAAACAAAUUGAUGAAGAUGGACUGCUGGAUUUAAUCCGUAGAAUGCCAGGAAAGAGAUCCAAGUAUGAGAUUGCAGCUGAAGAUGAGGUUAAAAAAUCAAAUGCUAAUUCAAGAGAAGCUGGAAAGAUCACAGAAAAAGGUGAACACAGCAAGAACACCUUGCCAGUAUCAAAGAAACAAACUGAAGGUAAAAAGAGCAGUCCAUCAGCACCCGAGACUGGUGAGUCUUUGAGAUGUAUGAAGAGGAGUAUUUCAUUCAAAGCAGAACAUUUUACCAAUCAGCCUGCACUGAAGUGUGAACCUCAGCCUCCGACUUCAGCAAAGGAAGAACAGAGUUUGCUAUGGGUGGAUAAAUACAAACCUGCAGCGCUGAAGAAUAUAAUAGGACAACAAGGGGAGCAGAGCUGUGCAAAUAAACUGGUCCGCUGGUUGAAAAAGUGGCAUGUGAACAACUCUGGUGACAGCAAACCUAUAGUGAAAUUUGCUAAAUUUGGUGGGAAAGACGACGGUUCAAGUUUCAAAGCUGCUCUGCUGUCUGGUCCUCCUGGUGUAGGUAAAACAACCACAGCCACCCUAGUCUGUAAGGAUCUGGGGUACAGCUAUGUUGAACUCAAUGCCAGUGACACUCGCAGCAAAAACACACUGAAGGAAGUGAUAGCAGAGUCGCUGAAUAACACGAGUAUCAAAGGAUUCUACUCUGGAACUUCAUUUGUAAGCACCAAACACUUAGUAAUCAUGGAUGAGGUGGAUGGGAUGGCUGGCAAUGAGGACAGGGGAGGAAUACAGGAACUGAUUUCUCUCAUUAAACAAACCAAGAUUCCUAUAAUCUGUAUGUGUAAUGACCGAAACCAUCCCAAGAUCCGUUCAUUGGCUAAUUACUGCUUUGACCUCCGCUUCCAGCGGCCUCGAGUAGAACAAAUCAAGGGUGCAAUGAUGACUGUUGCUUUUAAAGAAGGCUUGAAGAUUGCCCCUCCAGCUAUUAAUGAAAUUAUACUUGCAGCCAAUCAGGAUAUCAGACAGGUUCUGCAUAAUCUCAGUAUGUGGUGUGUGGAAAACAAGACAUUGACUUAUGAUCAAGCAAAGGAAAAUGGCAGCAAGACCAGGAAGGAUAUUAAAAUGGGUCCCUUUGAUGUUGUAAGAAAAGUGUUUGCUGCUGGGGAGGAAACUGUCCACAUGAGCCUUAUAGACAAGUCCGACCUCUUCUUUCAUGAUUACUCAAUAGCACCACUUUUUGUGCAAGAAAACUAUUUGCAUGUGAAGCCUGCAGCUGCUGGGACAAACAUGAGGAAGCACCUCAUGUUGUUGAGUAAGACAGCAGAAAGUAUCUGUGAUGGGGACCUUGUUGAUAAACGUAUCCGUUCUCUGCAGGCAUGGAACCUACUCCCCACUCAGGCCAUUUAUGCCAGUGUGAUCCCUGGCGAAUUGAUGAGGGGAUACAUGUCGCAGUUUCCAAGUUUCCCCAGUUGGUUGGGAAAAUUCUCAUCCACUGGCAAGCACGAACGCAUAGUGCAAGAACUUACCAGGCACAUGUGCUUAAGGACACACGCCAGUAAGCGGGCUAUAAACCUGGAUUAUCUUCCUUACCUGCGGGACACCCUGGUGCUGCCUCUGACACUUCAGGGAACAAACGGUGUUCAAGAGGCAGUUGAAACAAUGGAUGCAUAUUAUCUGAUGAAAGAGGACGUGGAUUGCAUCAUGGAGAUCAGCAGCUGGGGUGGCCGACCUGAUCCCUUCUCAAAACUAGAUCCCAAGGUGAAAGCUGCGUUUACUCGGACCUAUAACAGAGAGACACACUUGACCCCCUAUGCACUGCAAGCUGUAAAGAAAUUGAAACGUGGAAGCGCAGCUGGAUCAUCAUUGGACUCUGAGUUCAAUGAUGAAUUGCAGACAGAGGAUGUGCAAUCAGAGGCAGAGGAUAAUCUGGAAUUUGAUGGAAUGAUUAAGCCAAAGAAGCCUAAAGCAAAAAGCAGAAUGGAAGAAAAAAUACCACAGCAGAAAGGAAGAAAAGACAAGGGGAAGCGAAAGGCAGCAAAAUGAUAUUGUCCAGAGAUCAGCUGCUUUUUAACUGGCUGUAGUUCUGCUGACAGAAAACAGCACUGCAGAGACCAGGCUCAAUGUCUGCUGCUCAAUGACAAUUCAUGCCCAAAUGCAGUUUCUUUUGGAUUCUUUAACUUUUUAUUUACUGUCUUUACUCACUGAAGUAGAGCUGUGUGUGAGAAUUAUUCACUGUAUAUAUGCAAUGCAAAAAAAAAACUACCCUUUAGGUAUUUUUUGAAGCUGUAUAUUAACAAAAUGUGGCGCAAGUUCCUUUUGAAUAAAGUAAUUUUUUGCAGUCUCAUCUGCACCCAGGAA